Messenger RNA from Phalaenopsis equestris, 925 nucleotides. RefSeq names its product tRNA (guanine-N(7)-)-methyltransferase. NCBI's taxonomy places the organism in Eukaryota, Viridiplantae, Streptophyta, Magnoliopsida, Asparagales, Orchidaceae. Gene Ontology annotation, biological process: RNA (guanine-N7)-methylation; tRNA methylation. The record is from RefSeq and is a predicted model, not a curated record. Gene Ontology annotation, molecular function: tRNA (guanine(46)-N7)-methyltransferase activity. Gene Ontology annotation, cellular component: tRNA methyltransferase complex. The transcript has 2 exons. Bases 63 to 881 code for a protein of 272 amino acids.
UAUAUUUUUUCUGUGUCAUGAUCUGUGAUCCUCUGCAGAUUACUUAGCUAAACAAACAUCCAAUGUUGAUGAAUGCUAGCAAAGCAAGUGAAGGGAAAAGACAGUCUGCCCGUCUUCCUAGGAAACGCUUCUACAGGGCACGAGCUCAUAGCAAUCCUCUAAGUGAUUCUCACUUCCCCAUUCCCAUUAGCCCUGCCGACGUAGAUUACCUCUCGCAUUACCCUCAUUUUUCGCAUUCCAGUAAGGCUGAUACCGAGAAAGAUGUGGUUUUUCCAAAAAUUCGUUUUGCGGACAUUGGAUGUGGAUUUGGUGGAUUGCUUGUUAAACUUUCACCUCUAUUCCCAGACACUUUGAUGAUUGGAAUGGAGCUCAGGGAUAAGGUGUCUGAAUAUGUGAAAGAGAGAAUCUUAGCUCUCAGAGCAGCAAAUCCUGGCCAAUAUGAGAACAUCUCCGUCGUUCGAACAAACUCCAUGAAAUACCUUCCUAAUUACUUCUGCAAGGCCCAGUUAUCGAAGAUGUUCUUUCUGUUUCCUGAUCCUCAUUUCAAGGAGAAGAAUCACAGGCGUAGGGUUAUCAGCCUUCAGCUACUUGAUGAAUACGCCUUUGUGCUGGAACUAGGAGGCAUCAUUUAUACAAUAACUGAUGUGGAAGAGCUCGGAGAUUGGAUGAAGUUCUGCUUGGAUAGCCAUCCUCUUUUCUCUGCAGUUCCUGAAGAAGAAUUGGAGUCUGAUCCAGUGGUGAAGUUGUUGGUUUGCGCUACAGAGGAAGGUCAGAAGGUUGCUAGGAAUGGAGGUCAGACUUUUUGUGCUGUUUUUAGACGUGUAGCAGCGGAUGAGGCUUCUGAUUCUAUAAAAGGUUUAUGCAAAGGAAACUGUAUUUAACUCUUAGAAAGUUAAUGAUGGCGAUGUUCUUGUAUUGAUUUUAA